Molecule: messenger RNA, 5739 nt
Organism: Xyrauchen texanus (razorback sucker)
Lineage: Eukaryota; Metazoa; Chordata; Actinopteri; Cypriniformes; Catostomidae
Gene: itprid2
Product: ITPR interacting domain containing 2
Exons: 19
Coding region: 154-4248 (1364 amino acids)
Molecular function (GO): signaling receptor binding
Source: RefSeq, a predicted model, not a curated record
AGCAUGGCACUUUAUGAAGUUUUGGAAUAGUUUGGCUUAUGCAUCGGUGCACGAGAUAGCCUACUUGGUUAAUAUCUGCGCGCUAUCAACAUCGCGUUAUUUUGAGAGAUGGUGACCUGCCCCCUGCUGUAGUAUUCCGUCCAAGCUAAGGACAUGGAGGAGUGCGAGUCUCCCCCUGCCAUAUUUAAGAGGAGGGCCUGGGCUCAGAGCCGAGUCUCCUGGCAGGCUUCUGAGUCGCAGGACCAGGGCACAGAAGAGCUGCUGUCUGCCCAGCCUAUGGAGGGUAAGCCUUCGACAAUCGCUAAAUCAGGUCCUUUUCCAAACAAGAUAGCGAGCUGGCUCAGAGACUGCAGGACUCCUCUUGGGUCCUCAUUGGACGAACGGAGCAGCAGUCCGUCCAAAGGGCCAUUAAAGAAUGGCUGUAGCUUUGAAGAUGACCUGUCUCUGGGAGCCGAAGCCAAUCACCUUCAAAACAGCAGCACAAAACCAGAGGCCAAUGGCUAUGAAACGCCAGCCAAGGACAAGAGGAGCCAGUUCAAGCAGAAGGGUAGAAGCAUGAACUCCACAAGUUCUGGCAAGAGUAGCGGCACAGUGUCCAGUGUUUCUGAAUUGCUGGACCUUUAUGAGGAGGAUCCAGAGGAGAUCCUAUACAACCUCGGUUUUGGGCGAGAGGAGCCUGACAUCGCCUCCAAAAUCCCUUCACGGUUCUUCAGCACCUCGUCUUACGCCAAGGGCAUUGACAUCAAAGUAUACCUGGGAGCCCAGAUUCAACGCAUGGAGCUGGAGAACCCGAAUUACGCCCUGACAAGUCGUUUCCGUCAGACAGAAGUGUUGGCUACAGUAGCAAACGUCUUCUCAGAGAUCUACUCCCAGGUGUCUGGAAGACCAAUGGAACGAAUCGGCAGCAGCGACAUAGAGGCAGUAAAACCCUCCCCACUUAAAAGAAACAAUUCCGCUUUGAAUGUAGCUAAGAUCCUGAAGCGCAACAUUACGAAACAUAACCUUUUGGCCUCUUCUACUGAGGAACCUGCCAAUCAGCCUUCAGCAUUGCAACCCGGCAGUGUAGAAGGUGUGAACCCCAUACAAGACGAAGUGACCGAUGUCGAACAGAAGCUGCAGCAGAAGGUCUUUAAGAAAAAGGAUUCUUCUCUGGCCACAGUGACCGAGGAGGCCCAGCAAGGUAUUACAGAGGCUUCCCUUGAUGGAGAUAUCCAAGGACCUUUAGCUAAAGACUCUACAUUAAUGAAUGGUGACCACUCUGCCUUGCACAACACUGAGACACCAGCUCUGAACAAAGACGUGCCAGAUUCCCCAGUCCUGGUGAGCAUCAAUCGAGCAUCUGAUGAGAGCGAUGGUGACCUCACGAGACUAUUAGAACUCGAUAGGGAGCACCAAGAAGCCAUCACUUCCACUCCAGACAAAGAGCCAUCCAACCUGCUGCCCAACCCGCACAUAGCCCACCUGCUCAGCCAACCCAGAGACUCCUUUGAGAUGGAGGAGUUGCAGAGUAACGAGGAUGAGACUCUGUCUGUGCCUUGUGGCAUGUCCGGAUCUGGCAGUAAGCGGUUAUUGAGGACUACCAGCCAGCAGUCUGAUAGCAGUGGGUUUGCUGAGGACCCAUCCACAGACGGUUCCGGUAAUCAUCUGAAGGUACAGGAAAGCUCAGACAGCUGUGACAGUGAAACUACUGUAACAUCACAUGCAGCCGACUUCAGCACACCUGUUGCAUUGGAGUACCCUAACUUUGAAAGACUGCAGGGUGAUGAUACCCAUCUAGACAACUUAAGCCAGAGUGAAGCCAAUCUAGAAGAUCCUGAGUUCACCAGCUUCCAGAUUCCCAAUCCAAACUCUGACAAUAUUAGCGUAUCUGCUAUCAGUUGCAAUCAUAGAUCCACAACAGUACAAGAGCCCACCACAAACUCUUUGGAUGGGGGUUCUCCCAUGAUGUUAGAGCCUACAACAGAUUCCAUCACAAAUAUAGACGCUACCACCAUCCCCUUAGCUGAUGGGAGCAACAUAUCCCAGCCUGGUUUGUGUAUAGAUCCAGACUGUGCUUCACCAACACUGACUCCACCAGACUCUGAGGACCUUAAUCUAUCUGUGUCAGAUCUUUCUUCUGGUCCUGAGUCUUCUGCUGAGCCUGGCACUGCUUAUGAUAUUGAUUCCUCAUCUGGUCAAGAACAAUGCCACAUUACGACUCAGAGGAAGCAGAUGGCCCUCCUCACCACCCAGCAGAGGUCAUCUUCUGUAGGCGAGGAGCGUCCGGGCCGAGUUUGGGUUAGGGACAGGGACUUGCUCAAAGACAGGGAAAACUGUGAGAGAAAUCCUCUGAGGAGAUCCAGUUCUCUCCCAACGUCUCCGGUCAGCCCAUCCCGUAUAGUCACCUCCUUGCGCAUCCAGCUCGGAAGGGGAUCCAUCAAGCACUGUACUCCACUCUCGUACACAUACCACUACGACGAGGAGAUACGUGGUGACCAGGAAGAUGUCGAUUCCAUUAUGGAAGAAGACGAAGAUGUUGAGCAUGUCAGGUGCCAAUCUACACUCUUUAAUUCUGUUCAAGUAGGGGGGCAUGGGACAAAGGUGGACAGGGGACACCCUCUCAACCUACCCCAGCAUAUGGCUCACUCGUCAAGUUCCCUUUAUAGUGUCCCUGCUGACUGGCCCCAUAGGCCCCUUGGGGAAGGCCAAUCUUGGAGUACAUGUAGUGUACCAAACCUUCCUCAUUUUACAGGUCCUGCCCACCCUCCUCCUCCUCCUUUUGGCCUCUUCCUGUCUCCACAACAUGGUGUGGCCUACAACUCAUCUUACCCCACCAGUCUUGCAAUGAAUCCCCAACAAAGUCCCUUCCCUCAAAUGCAAAGCUACUCUCAGUUGCAGAAUUCACCCUAUCCUCAACCACUACAGAGCAAUACCUUUACGCCGCCACAGGGGGCAGCCUUUACACCCCCACAGAACAAUACCAUUAUGCCACCACAUGUGGCGCCAUUUACGCCACCACAGAAAAUGCAUUUUGCAUAUCCACACAAUGCACCCUACAACCCUUCAGGCCCCUUCCACUCACCUUAUAACCAUUCUCAGGGUGCUCCCUAUGGUCCUUCGUUCAAUGUGCACGUCAAUCCUUACCAACCUCACGUCCCUCUCGGACACUCCCACAGCGCCCCCUACAACAGUUCUCCUCAUCACCCUGGUAUGCCUUACAGUCAUCCAUAUUACCCCUCUCCUUCAAACCCUUUAUCUUUGGGGAUACCUCCAGCACCGGCCCCUGUGAUGGGCAGCACAGAGAUGCAGCUCAGGCGUGUCCUGCAUGAUAUUCGUGGGACAAUGCAGAACCUCAACCAGAGCUCAUCCGUGCGAGGAGAUGACACACCCAUUGACAGGAUCGGUACACCCCGCUCCGUCCAACCGCUAUAUGAGGAGCUGCAGAUGCGGCACAGGAGUCUGAACGUGUUCCGGACACAGAUGAUGGACCUGGAGCUCGCUCUCAUGAGACAGCAGUCUGUGGUCUACCAGCAUCUUAGUCUGGAUGAGAGACGGGAAGCGGAUCAACUUCAAACACUGCGCAGUGCAGUCAGACAGGAGCUGCAAGAACUGGAGCUGCAGCUGGAGGAUCGGCUGCUCUCUCUCAAUGAACAGAUGCGCAGCAGCUCACAGCUCAGCGGCCUCUACCGCCACCACAUGGGCAUGCACAGAGGCCACAGCAUGGACAGCCUGUCUAAUUCUUCUGCCCUGCGGGCUAUGGAGCCGGUGACCGACCUGAUAAGGGAGCAGAUGUACCUUCAGUCUGAACUGGGAUAUGAAGCUGACACACACAGUUCAGGCCGCUCAUCGCGGGCGUCCAGUUCCAAAAGGUUGAACGGAACACAUCAGUCCUGCUCUCCUUCCCCACAGAGAGGCGGCGUUUACCGGACAACCCUCAAUCUCACGCCCACAGUCCCUCGACGGCCUAGAGAUGAGGUUCCUCGGCCUGUAUCCCCUGAGAUGAUUGAGCACAGCCUGACACCAGCCACCUCCUUUGAGUUGAGUAGAGGUGAGGAUGAGUCACUGGAUGGUCGGAUGAGCAGGAUGACUGAAGACAGCACUCCCUCAGAGUGGAACGGUAGAAGUGCAGGCAAUGGUGACCUGAAAAAUCUUAUUCAGGAGAUUAAAGAAAGCAUCGCACAUGAAAUCAGACAAGAGAUUGUGAAUGAGCUCUUGGCUGUUGUGUCGCCUCAGAGAUCUCCUCUGUCAGCCAGAAAGCACCCUGUGUGAGCAGCUUGGCUGACGCUUGAGCAGUUGAAUCCUGUGAAAAAGUUACACUGAACACUGGUUAAAACCUUGCACUGAAAACGGCCCAGCACCUAUUCCCUGGUUCUGUCUGUGAAGCCUUCUGGUCUCUGCUGUCUGCUUCUGCAUUACGGUCCUGUUUCUACAUUCACAGUGGUUGAAAUCUUCCAUUUGUCUGAACCCAUAAAAGGCACAUGGCUUAUUGUGAUAUUAAUGUGGUAUCUAUUACAGAAAUGUAAUGAAUCUUUUCGGUUGUAUUUAAGUACAUGAUGCAGAUCUUGUAGAAUUUUUGCAAGUGUUGAUAGCGGUCUUGUAAAGACUUGUGGGUGUGUACCGGUUUCAACGUUUGUGGGUGUGUUUGUCUGCCUUGGACAAAAUGUCUACUGUAAUCAGACUUGUUUUCUAAUGCAACCUCUGUGAGGAACUAACUGUGCAAUACAUUACACUUUUUUUCAACUUGAACUGACCUAUCACAACUACUGUUCUACGUUCAUAAUGCACAUAGCUGUCUCCAUUGUCUAGUUUAUGUUGAUAGUCUGUAACAUUCGAUAUGUAUAGAAAAGACACUUAAGGGGUAGUACACCCAAAAACGAAAACACAAGUCUGGCUUUCUUUUUCUGUGGAACACGAAAGGAGAUUUUGAGCAGAAUUCUAGCCUCAGUCACCAUACACUUUCACUGCAUUAUUCUCUCUAGACUGUGAAAGUGAAAGGGGACGGAGACUAACAUACUCCCUAAAUCUCCUUUUGGUUUACACAGAAAAGCAAGAAAGUCACGUGGGUCUGGAACAACAUGAGUGUGGGUAAAUGAUGACAUUAUUUUCAGUUUUGAGUGAACUAUCCUUUUAAGCUUUAUGCAUAAAUGUAUUUUUCAUUAAAAAGAUAAGCACUAAAUUCUCUAUAAUUGCUAGCACAUUCUAAAAAGGUUUAGUUUGAAUUCUUGCAGACAGCAGCUGUCCAAUCUGCUGUUUUUAGAUGAGCAUUUAAAGAGCAGAGAAUUCAACGUUUUUGACUUUUCCAGUGUGAAUGAAAGAACACCGGAAUUGUGGUAACACUUUACAGUAAGGUUCCAUUCAUUAACAUAUUUAAUGAAUUGGGUAUUAUGAACAAUAUGUAUUUUUUACAAUAUUUAUUAAUCUUUUUAAUGUUGGCUAAUAAAAAUGCAAUUGUUCUUUGUUAGUUCAUGUUAGCUCAUAAUGCAUUAACUAAUGUCAACAAAUACAGCUUUUGAUUUUUAUGUAUUUGCAUAUGUUGAAAUUAACAUUAAAUAAGAUUAAUAAAUGCUGUAAAAGUAUUUUUCAUUGUCAGUUCAUGUUAAUUAAUGUUGUUAACAAAUGGAACACUAAUGUAAAGUGUUACCAGAAUGGUUUACUGAUGUAGAUUUUAUCCAAGCUGUAAUGAAUUGUAAUACUAAUUGAUUUAUGUGACUAAGGGCAUAUGUUCCCUUUUCACCUGGGAUGCAUGAGGGAUAAUCUUUA